Messenger RNA from Lonchura striata (white-rumped munia), 519 nucleotides. NCBI's taxonomy places the organism in Eukaryota, Metazoa, Chordata, Aves, Passeriformes, Estrildidae. The record is from RefSeq and is a predicted model, not a curated record.
AUGUUCAACUCGGUGAACCUGGGCAACUUCUGCCCCUCGCAGACGCGCAAGGAGCGCGGCGGCGGCGACUUCGGCGACCGCGCGGGCAACCUGUACCUGCCCAGCUGCACCUACUACGUGCCCGACUUCCCGGCCGUGCCCCCGUUCGCCCCCGCUCGCCAGAUCUCGUACCCGUACGCCGCCAACCUGGCGCAGGUGCCCCGCGAGGUGCCCUACGCGCUGGAGCCCUCGGCCAAGUGGCACCCGCGCGGGAAUUACGCGGCGUGCUGCCCCGCGGAGGAGCUGCUGCACAGGGAGUGCAUCCCGCCCGCCGAGGUGCUGGUGAAGAGCGACGAGUUCCACCAGCACCACCACCACCGCGGCUCCGUGCUGCCGCAGGGCUUCGAUCGCUUCCUCGAGGGCUCCGCGCCCGACGGGCCGCACGGCGAGGACGAGGAGGAGGACGAGGAGGAGGAGAACGCCAAGCCCGGCUCGGCGCCCGGAGCCAAGGACGGCUCCAAGAGCGGCGCCGCCGAUUAG